UUGUGGCACACAGGCCUAGUUGCUCUGUGGCAUGUGGGAUCCUCCCAGACCAGGGCACGAGCCCAUGUCCCCUGCAUUAGCAGGUGGAUUCUUAACAACUGCGCCACCAAGGAAGCCCUGUAGUCCAGUCUUGAGAGUCAUUUUCCAGUUGGCUGAGCAGCAGGGAACACAACACAGCCAGAAACUCGAGGUGUGGGGCAUGUGAAAAAUGUUUUUAUUUCAGGGCAAGCAAACAACACCAGAAGCAGCACGUGGGAGAAAAACCCUUCUUAGGCAGUGUAGACAAGGCUUCACUUGUGAAGAGCUGCAAUUUCCAGGAGUCAUGGAAGGCUUUUACCUGCAGGGAGCUUGGGAAGGACUUCCUAGUUUUGUCAGGACACCUCCAGCAACAGGCCACUCACUCCCGGGAGAAGCCAAAAAAAAUCUCUGAGUGUGGGGUGACUUGUUGAAGAAGAAAAAUUCAUUAUACCCGGGGAGAAUGCAAGAAAGCCUUCAACCCCCAAAACACACUUGAUCAGGACCAGGGUGUCCACACUGGAAGACAGUGUUUUGUAUGCCAGGACUGUGGGAAAGCAUUCAGGUUCAAAUCCUUGUAUGUUGUGCAUCAGAAAGUCCACACUAUAGAAGGGCUUUACAUGUGUGGUGAAUGUGGCAAAUCUUUUAAGUGGAGCUCGACCCUCAGUCAACAUGAAAGAGUUCAUACUGGGGCAAGGUAGUACAAGUACAGCAAAUGUGGAAAAUCCUUUAGCUGCAAAUCUUUGCUUGUUUAUCCCAAAAAAAGUCACAUUGGAGAAAAAUGAUACAUGUGCAGUGAAUGUGCACAGUCUUUUAGCUAUAGCUCUAUCCUUACUCAGCAACAGAGUAUUCACCCUGGAAAAUGGUCUUAUGUGUGCACUGAAUGUGGGAAGUCUUUUACUGAUAGGUCUGUCCUCCGUUAUCAUCAGAGAGUUCACACUGGAGAAACGCCUUAUGAGUGUAAUGAAUGCAGGAAGUCUUUUACCUAUAGCAAAAACCUCCGUUAUCAUCAGAGUUCACGAAGGAGAUAGGCCUUAUGAGUUCAGUGCACGUUGGAAAUCUUGUACUGCUAGGUCUGGCCUCCAUGAUCAUCAGAGAGUUCACACUGGAGAACGGCCUUAUGAGUGCAAUGAAUGUGGGAAAUCUAUCACCUUCAGCUCCAGACUUCACUGUCAUCAGAAAGUUCACACUGGUGAAACACCUUGUAAUAGUAAUGAAUGUGGGAAAUCCUUUAGCAAAAAAUCUACUUUCUUUCAACAUCAAAGAGUUCACACUGUGUAAAGGCCUUAGCUUUUUAGGAAAUGUGCGAUUGUCCUGUUGAUUAUAAUGGCACUAAAGGAGCCAUCUAUCUGAAUUCAGUGUUGUACAAAUGUUCACAGUUAGGAGAUCCCCUGUAAGUUUGAGUUAUAUGAAAGCAUGUGUGGCUUCUUAUACUCUCUGAUCUGCUCAGGGCUCUUGCCAAAUUUAAGUCACUGCCAAUUUCUAUGGCCAAAGACCUUUUACCUUUACUACCUGGCAGGUCCCCACAGUGUGCAUCAGUCACCAUCCCAGUGUGCUCAGGGAAGCUGACCACUGGUCUCCCAUGUAAAGGUUUGUGGAUUCCUGUAGUCUCUCACUGAUAUUCUCCUUAAGGCCGUUACUGCAGAGGCGGGAACACAAAGGUAGUGAAAAUGCAGAUCUGUAGUCCUGGGAUGUAGCUUUGUGGCCCAGUCUGUAUUCCUGUUGACAUGGUUGGAAACAUCCUUCAUUGCUCACCAAUGUUGGCUUCCACUGAGGCAAGACUGAUUCUCAGAGGGCAUAAGGAGAGACAUGGUGGUCAUUAUAGCAUUCCCAAAUUUAUUUUCUUAAAAGGGAUGCACAGAUUUGUGAAAUGUAAAGCCAUUUUUUAUAGCUUUAUUUAAAGGUAUAAUUUACAUUGAAUUAAACUUUAUACAUUUUCUUAUAUACAUAAUUUAAAGUAUGCUAUUUGGUAAGUUUUGAUGUAGGUAUGAACCUGUGAAACUACCAUCAUAGUUAUAAUGGCCAUAUCCAUUGCUGUAUAUUUACCUCAUGUCCUUUUAUAAUCUCGCCCUGCCCUUCCCUCCCUCCAAAUAAUCAUCAAUUUACUUUCACUUAAAAUUGAUACCUUUGCAUUUUGUAGAAUUUAUAUGGUGGGAAUCAUUAAAUAUUUACCCCUUUUCCAGGUUUACUUUAUGUUGUAUAACUACUUUGAGAUUCAUCAAUGACAUUAUGUGAAUACUUCACCUUUUUCUUUCGGUGAGUAAUCUUACAUUUGGAUAAAUCGCUAUUUGUUUAUUCAUUCAUCUGUUUAUGGACAUUUGGGUUAUUUCCAGAUUUUUGACAAUUUAAAAAUAAACGUGAUACAAACA
Molecule: messenger RNA, 2384 nt
Organism: Delphinapterus leucas (beluga whale)
Lineage: Eukaryota; Metazoa; Chordata; Mammalia; Artiodactyla; Monodontidae
Biological process (GO): regulation of DNA-templated transcription
Source: RefSeq, a predicted model, not a curated record